AUGCCACCAUUGGCGCAAGCCCAAGUCAAGCCUACUACCAACGAUCUCAAGGUCAAGAAGACAAAGAGCAGAAAUGGGUGCGCGAGGUGCAAACUCAAGAGGCUCAAGUGCGACGAGACUGCACCCGGCUGCCUCCAGUGCAAGAGGCGGAACGUAGCCUGCCCCGGCUACGAGAAGACCCUCAAGUGGUCGACCAAGUAUGAGGUCUUCCAGCCGACACUCUUUGCUCCGGCACCGCAUAAGUAUGGCUCGACGGCUACCGUCACCAAGGCAAGUCCCAAGGAGAAGCCCAUGAAAGUAACUCCGGAUGUGGAGCGUCACUUCGAGGCUUUGGCAGCUGUUCUGCCUGCAGGCAAGCAGACGGCUGAGCCAACCAACACAAACACACACCAACAGUCGCCGCCGCCCAUGGCCGUUGGGUCCCUGACCUCCUCGGAAGACUCGACACCUGAGCCCAGUGAUGGAUCACCCCCUGAGAUGGACCCGCUGCCAGAGCCUCUCUUCUUCGAGGAUCCCAUCGACUUCGAUCCCCUAAUGAUGGAUGGCCUUGUCGAUGUAAUGGGCAUGCCGGAGGAUGACCUUUCGUUUGGGCCUCUGGACGGGUUUGAUAUUGAACCAGGACCAUCGGAAUGCGUCAACUAUAACGGCGAAGUAUUGCAACAGCCUGCCAAUGAGGAGGCGAGUUCCAGCCCUCGACUGUCUCGGUCGCUGCUUCUUGACUUCUACCGGCUACCAAGCCCUUCACCUUCCGCCACUACUGCCGACGAUAUUGAGUCUGUUCUCAUCCAGCACUACUUCAAAGAAGUGUGUGGCCGUUUUUCUUGUUUCGACUCUCACCUUAAUCCUUUCCGAACCACAAUUAGUCGCAUUUACCAGCAGACGCCUUCCAUCUACUACGGUAUCAUGUCCAUGUCGGCCGCUCAUCUGACCAACACCUUUCCUUACAUGGCACAGCUUGGCUUAGACAUGCAGCGCAAAGCGCGUGACGCGCUUUUGAUGGAGCUCCCACUCGCACAGAAUGAUCCAAUCAGCCAGACGAAGGUAUUCCUCAGUACUAUGCUCCUUGGCACCACUACAGGUUGGCAUGACAGUGAUAUACUUGGUGAAGAGUUCCUGUCGGCGGCCCGAAGUCUGAUUCUUCCCAAGCUCCUCAACCACGCCGAUGGCGCCCCAGGAAAGCAGCGUGAGACUCAGUUCUUCGAGGAAUCCAUCAUCUACUGGGAGAUGCUGAUGGGCUUUGUCAACCCAAACGCUAUGACUUUUGCUCCUAGUGGGUUGCGGUCUCGCCCCAAGAAGAUUCCUUCUGCACGAAAACCUGAUGGCAAGAUCAUGCCACAUCCGUGGACCGGCAUCGCUCCUACGAUCAUGAUCCUGUUUGCAGAGGUUGGAAGGCUUGUUCGCAGAGAGCGCAUGCGCGAUGGGAACGCGAGCAUCGACUUCCGACGUCACCACGAAAAUCUUCUGAACGCAGCUACUCUAGAAGAGGAUCUUCUCGCCGCGGAGUACCCCUCGGUGGACGAGAUUGCGGAACUAGACGACGAGCAGACGUCGAAGCAAGAUUUCGUCGCUGUUGCUGAAGCCUAUCGGUGCGCUGGUCUUUUGGAGAUCUAUAGCGUCUUUCCGAGCAUUCUCCGGAAGCGCUUGGGAGCGAAGAAGUCCGACUCUGGUGAACUUGCGGACUUCAAGUCGUUCCCCAUGCCGCGCUUUGAGACAUCUUACGAAGACACGGAUACCAAGUUAUGGCUUAACUCUCUUGCCAUGCAUAUUUUGGAUCUUAUCGACUCUGUCCCAUCGUCAUCCGGCACCAUCUGUAUUCAACACAUCCUCAUCGUUAGCGCUGCGUCUGAAUUACGCUUCGUGUCUUCUGUAGACUUCUUCGAUGUCUAUGCAAACGAUACAAAGGUGUGUCAAUCCAGAGAGUUUGCCGUCAAGCGUCUUCAGGAAUUUUCAAGGCGCUUGCCUGCUAAACCUUUCCGCAAGAUGAUCGACCUCAUCAAAGAGGUUUGGCGUCGGCAAGACAAUGGCGACAAUGUCUUCUGGGUCGAUGUAAUCGACGAGCAGGGUUACAAGUUCAACCCUUUCGUCCGAUAG
Messenger RNA from Didymosphaeria variabile, 2091 nucleotides. RefSeq lists its product as uncharacterized. Gene Ontology annotation, molecular function: DNA-binding transcription factor activity, RNA polymerase II-specific; zinc ion binding; transcription cis-regulatory region binding. The transcript has 2 exons. NCBI's taxonomy places the organism in Eukaryota, Fungi, Ascomycota, Dothideomycetes, Pleosporales, Didymosphaeriaceae. The record is from RefSeq and is a predicted model, not a curated record. Gene Ontology annotation, biological process: positive regulation of transcription by RNA polymerase II. Gene Ontology annotation, cellular component: nucleus. Bases 1 to 2091 code for a protein of 696 amino acids.